GACUAAAACCAGACAAGACACAGUGGGAGGCCAUCUCUGGUUUUAUCAAAGCUGUAUUGUAUGCAAAUACGUCCUUUAGUAAUGAAAUCAAUUGUUAACGACAAUUACUAAUCAAGCUACUAAACCAACAGCAAAACCAUUUAACAGGACUUUUCAAGAUUCCGCUUCCCACGCAACCAAUGACUCUUCUUGCUUACUACUACUUCUACUAGCACCGCAACCAUUUUCAAUGUCCCUUUUCAUCUUCCCUUUACCAAUUUGCCCAUAGUUUUUAUUAUUCAAACCCCCUUUACUCUUCUCUUCAUCAUCAGUUCUUUACUCCAGAAAACCCAUCUUUAAAAACCCUAUAUUCUGCACCUCAACAGCCAUUCAAAACCCCAAAAGAAAAAAAGAAAUUUACUCUUUUAGUUAAUAUCUCCAUCCCCAUUUACUAAACUUUCUUAUCUUUUUUGACAUUCACAUUGGUUUUUCAUGGAUGCUGCUAAUCAAGUAGGCUCAAUUUCACAUCCCAGCUCAAUAUCACCUCCUGUUAGAGGCAAUGCUUGCAGUGGCACUUUGGGUGGCCAUUUAGCUCGAAGGCUAGUGGAAAUAGGCGUGAAGGAUGUUUUCUCAGUGCCCGGAGACUUCAACUUGACUCUUUUGGAUCAUUUAAUAGCAGAGCCAGAAUUGAACCUGAUUGGCUGCUGUAACGAGCUGAAUGCUGGAUAUGCUGCUGAUGGGUAUGCGCGAUCCAGGGGUGUCGGGGCUUGUGUGGUGACUUUCACUGUUGGUGGUUUAAGUGUUAUUAAUGCUAUUGCUGGUGCUUACAGUGAGAACUUACCUGUGAUUUGUAUUGUUGGUGGGCCUAAUUCUAAUGAUUAUGGAACUAACCGGAUUUUGCAUCAUACUAUUGGGUUGCCUGACUUUAGCCAGGAGCUUAGGUGCUUCCAGCCAGUCACUUGUAUUCAAGCUGUUGUGAACAACUUGAAUGAUGCACAUGAGCAGAUUGACACUGCAAUUUCUACUGCUUUGAAGGAAAACAAACCUGCUUAUAUUAGCAUAAGUUGUAAUUUGCCUGGUAUUCCUCAUCCAACUUUUGGUAGGGAACCUGUGCCUUUCUUUCUGGCUCCUAGUGUGAGCAAUCAAUUAGGAUUAGAGGCAGCUGUUGAAGCAACUGCUGAAUUUUUGAACAAAGCUGUGAAACCUGUAAUUGUUGGAGGACCUAAAUUAAGGGCGGUGAAGGCACAGAAGGCCUUUCUAGAGCUUGCAGACGCCAGUGGGUAUCCAGUAGCAGUUAUGCCCUCAGGUAAAGGGCUAGUGCCAGAGCAUCAUCCACACUUUAUUGGUACGUACUGGGGUGCUGUCAGCACCAGCUUUUGCGGGGAGAUAGUGGAAUCAGCUGAUGCCUACAUUUUUGUUGGCCCUAUCUUCAAUGAUUAUAGUUCUGUUGGAUAUUCCUUGCUGAUCAAGAAGGAGAAAUUGAUCACAGUGCAACCUAAUCGCGUGACUAUUGGCAAUGGUCCUUCCUUCGGCUGGGUAUUUAUGGCUGAUUUCUUAAGUGCAUUGUCCAAGAAAUUGAAGAGGAACAGCACAGCAAUGGAAAAUUACCGUCGAAUAUUUGUCCCUUCAGGUGUCCCGCUGAAGAGUGAGAAAGAUGAACCUCUUAGGGUCAAUGUACUCUUUAAGCACAUUCAGGCGAUUCUAAGUGGGGAGACUGCAGUAAUUGCUGAAACUGGAGACUCAUGGUUCAACUGUCAGAAACUCCACCUCCCUGAGAAUUGUGGGUAUGAAUUCCAGAUGCAAUAUGGAUCUAUUGGCUGGUCAGUUGGGGCCACUCUUGGAUAUGCUCAGGCUGCCAGAAAUAAGCGUGUGAUCGCUUGCAUUGGUGAUGGGAGUUUCCAGGUAACAGCUCAGGAUAUUUCAACAAUGAUUCGUUCUGGACAAAGGAGUAUAAUUUUCCUAAUCAACAAUGGGGGUUAUACAAUUGAAGUAGAGAUUCACGAUGGACCCUACAAUGUGAUCAAGAACUGGAAUUACACUGGCCUGGUCAAUGCAAUCCACAAUGGUGAAGGCAAAUGCUGGACAGCAAAGGUUCAUACAGAGGAGGAACUGACAGAAGCAAUUGCGACAGCAAUGGGAGAACAAAAGGAUUCGCUAUGUUUCAUUGAAGUUUUGGUACAUAAGGAUGAUACUAGCAAAGAGCUGCUGGAAUGGGGAUCCAGAGUUUCUUCCGCUAACGGUCGUCCUCCAAAUCCACAAUAAUGCUUUGAUGUUUGGACAUUCAUAAAUAAACAGAUUAGAAAUGCAAGUAACCUGAGCCCUGGCUCCAUAAUCCAAAUUAGAACUCGAAAUAAAGAUAGGAUUGCUUGUUUUGUACGAGAUUCUUCCAGUGGUUGCUCUUUAUGUACACUGUAUAAAGCCAAGCCCCUUGAAUAAGAUUUUAUGUUGUACAAUAAGACUUUAUGUGAUCAGGAAUAAUGAGUUGUCUUCUCAAAAGGAAAAUCUGUCGUGAUGCCUGGCUUCUGUAA
Molecule: messenger RNA, 2507 nt
Organism: Ricinus communis (castor bean)
Lineage: Eukaryota; Viridiplantae; Streptophyta; Magnoliopsida; Malpighiales; Euphorbiaceae
Product: pyruvate decarboxylase 1
Exons: 7
Coding region: 472-2241 (589 amino acids)
Molecular function (GO): carboxy-lyase activity; magnesium ion binding; thiamine pyrophosphate binding
Source: RefSeq, a predicted model, not a curated record